ACUCGUACCUCCAGACGCGCAGUCGAGUCGACGUAGUGCUAAUUAGAGUCUAACCACAAGUUACCCAGCCACCACCCCCAAAACCAACCAUGUGCGACGACGACGUAGCCGCCCUUGUAGUCGACAACGGCUCGGGCAUGUGCAAAGCCGGUUUCGCCGGAGAUGACGCGCCGCGAGCCGUCUUCCCCUCCAUCGUGGGCCGACCGCGCCAUCAGGGCGUGAUGGUCGGCAUGGGCCAAAAGGACUCCUACGUGGGCGACGAGGCGCAAAGCAAGCGGGGGAUCCUGACAUUGAAGUACCCCAUCGAGCAUGGUAUCAUCACCAACUGGGACGAUAUGGAGAAGAUCUGGCACCACACGUUCUACAACGAGUUGAGAGUGGCGCCCGAGGAGCAUCCUAUUCUGUUGACGGAGGCGCCGUUGAAUCCGAAGGCCAACAGGGAGAAGAUGACGCAGAUCAUGUUCGAGACGUUCAAUACGCCCGCGAUGUAUGUGGCCAUUCAGGCUGUGCUGUCGCUUUACGCCUCUGGGCGUACCACAGGUAUCGUCCUGGACUCUGGCGAUGGCGUCUCUCACACCGUCCCCAUCUACGAGGGGUACGCCUUGCCUCAUGCCAUCCUCCGUCUGGACUUGGCUGGUCGCGACCUCACCGACUACCUCAUGAAGAUCCUCACCGAGCGCGGCUACUCCUUCACCACCACCGCCGAGAGGGAGAUCGUGAGGGACAUCAAGGAGAAGCUUUGCUAUGUGGCGCUGGACUUCGAGCAAGAGAUGGCCACGGCGGCGAACUCGACGUCGUUGGAGAAGAGCUACGAGCUGCCCGACGGACAGGUCAUCACCAUCGGUAACGAGAGGUUCAGGUGUCCAGAGGCGUUGUUCCAGCCCUCGUUCUUGGGCAUGGAGUCAUGCGGCAUACACGAGACCGUGUACAACUCCAUCAUGAAGUGCGACGUGGACAUCCGUAAGGACUUGUACGCCAACACCGUCUUGUCAGGCGGCACCACUAUGUAUCCUGGUAUCGCCGAUCGUAUGCAGAAGGAAAUCACUGCUCUGGCUCCCUCGACCAUCAAGAUCAAGAUCAUCGCUCCCCCGGAAAGGAAGUACUCAGUCUGGAUCGGAGGCUCCAUCUUGGCCUCGCUGUCCACCUUCCAGCAGAUGUGGAUCUCCAAGCAGGAGUACGAUGAAUCCGGCCCUGGAAUAGUCCACCGCAAGUGCUUCUAAGACGGACCAUGAACCGACAAGCGACUAUGAAGAACAGUUUGCAAACGAACUCUUUGACGUAUUUCUUCGAGAGGUUGACCUUCUGUUUUUUUUUAAUGUCUAAUAGGGUUUUCAGCAAGAUGAUGCGAGAAUUCAAGAAAAUGAAACAGAAACAGCCAUACUAGAGAAAAAUUACUCUGAUUUCUCAAUAUCUAGAAAAAAAAAACAGUAAAAACUGGGAACUGUAUCAUUCACAGAAAGUGGAAAUAUUCAAACAUCCAUUCGCUCAAAUCUACGGAUCGAUUGAAAAAAAAAGAUAUAUAAUUUUAUGGAUGAACUGAGCAUUGAAAAAAUACUUUGUAAACUCCUUUGUUCUUGUUUUCUAACUUGAUAUACAAGAUAGUGGCAUAUUAUGAUGUAGAUGUGAAAGAAUAAGGGUGUUACCUAUAUAUCAUCGAGAAUUUGAGUGGUGUUUGAAUAUCCCAUGAAAUUGUAUGUAAUUUUCUGAGAAUCGCAGCGAAUUGUGUUGAAAAAACUAUGAAUACAUAUUAUUUUACAAUUUCAGUUACAUCACAGAUUAAAUGGUUAUAGAGUUCGUUUGUGAACGAAGCUAGUGUUGUAAAAAUUGUAAAAUUUUCUUGCCUACUUUUGUAGUGCACUGCCAUAAGACUUGUGUACACUAUGUAUUAUAGUUGUUUGUAUACCUUUCUAGAUGUUUCGGAUUACAUAUCAAUUUUUGGGCAAGCAUUUGGGAUCGUGCUGAAGAGCUGAUGUUUAUAUUUUGUGAUUGUUUUCUAGAAUUUUUUGAACAAGGCGAUUUAUCUUGUGGUGAUUUUGAGAACCUACCUUUUAGUGAUUAUUAUUAGUGGAUGUAUACUCGUAUUUAUAAAUUUUUUGGAUCAAUAAUAAAUUUUGUUAGU
Phaedon cochleariae (mustard beetle) is the source of this 2119-nucleotide messenger RNA. Lineage: Eukaryota; Metazoa; Arthropoda; Insecta; Coleoptera; Chrysomelidae. The record is from the annotation of a GenBank genome assembly.